This is a messenger RNA of Rhodamnia argentea, 1826 nucleotides long. Its product is annotated as probable magnesium transporter NIPA2. Gene Ontology annotation, cellular component: membrane. The record is from RefSeq and is a predicted model, not a curated record. Gene Ontology annotation, molecular function: magnesium ion transmembrane transporter activity. Bases 346 to 1317 code for a protein of 323 amino acids. Lineage: Eukaryota; Viridiplantae; Streptophyta; Magnoliopsida; Myrtales; Myrtaceae. Gene Ontology annotation, biological process: magnesium ion transport. The transcript has 9 exons.
GCCCUCCUCUCUCUCUCUCUCUCUCUCUCUCUCUCUCUCCUCUCUCUGUGAUGAUUUCGUAGUAUUGGCAUUUCUCUUUCCUCCCCUCCUCCAUGAACGUAGUAGCCUGUAGACCACGAAACCAUCAAAGAGAGGAGAGGCAUCGUCGUCCUUAGGAUAAUUUGGUGCUACGCCACCGCUGCGGAAAGGGAGGUUGGCUUUUAGGCAGCCUCCUCCUCCUCCUCUUCCUCCUCCUGGAUUGAAUUGGGGUUGAUUUCUUGGUGUUUUCUUGAUUUUGGCCCUGUAAAAGAGGGAGCUUUAUUUAUUUUUUUUCGAAAGUUCGAUUCUCCUGUGUUGUCAUUCCCAAUGGUGAUGUCAUCUGAUAACGUGCACGGACUUGUUUUGGCCCUCUCGUCGAGCGUCUUCAUCGGUUCUAGCUUCAUUGUCAAGAAAAAGGGGUUGAAGAAAGCUGGGAUAACUGGAGUCAGAGCAGGUUCAGGGGGUUAUUCGUACUUAUAUGAACCCUGGUGGUGGGUAGGAAUGAUAACCAUGAUUGUUGGGGAGAUUGCCAAUUUCGCUGCCUAUGCAUAUGCUCCUGCAAUUCUUGUUACACCUUUGGGAGCACUGAGUAUCAUCUUCAGUGCAGUGCUUGCCCAUUUUAUCUUGGAGGAGAAAUUGCACAUCUUUGGUGUGCUUGGAUGUGUUCUUUGUGUGGUGGGUUCCACGAGCAUCGUCUUACAUGCUCCAAAGGAACGAGACAUUGAAUCCGUUAAACAAUUGUGGCGCCUCGCCACCCAGCCAGGUUUUAUCGUGUAUACUGUUGUAGUUCUCAUCGUGGUUGCUGUUCUUAUUUUCUGCUAUGCACCACGUUAUGGACCUACUAAUAUGAUGGUUUAUAUUGGGAUUUGCUCUCUCAUGGGUUCUCUAACGGUGAUGAGUGUUAAAGCAUUGGGCAUCGCCCUGAAGCUCACAUUUUCAGGAAUGAACCAAUUCAUUUACUUCCCGACAUGGUUCUUCACCAUUGUUGUCGUCUUUUUUAGUCUCAUGCAGAUCAACUUCUUGAACAAGGCGCUCGACACCUUCAAUACUGCUGUAAUAUCUCCAGUGUACUAUGUGAUGUUCACGACAUUCACCAUCCUUGCCAGCAUGAUCAUGUUCAAGGACUGGGAUUCUCAAAAUGCAUCACAAAUCGUUACUGAGUUGUGCGGUUUCAUCACUAUACUCUCCGGAACGUUCCUUCUUCACAAAACCAAAGACAUGGGAGAUGAGAAAACCUCCAACACCCCUCCGGUCUUUUCAAGUCCACAAAAUCCAAACUCAAACGCAAACGAUGGAUAGUAUGAGUCAUCGAUGCAUCUAACCUUUCUUGUUAAAAGCCCGCCCUGGCAGUUUCCGAAUGUACAUGGGAAUGAGCACAAGGGAGAACAGGAACAACAGACUUUUCUCACCUGAAGAUGACUGGCGCUGGAGGGAAAGAAGGUUUAAAUUUUUGUCAAUGCCAAAAUACCGGAGCACCAUCCGACAUAGUUUUGUGGGGAUUGGCAAAAUGGUGUGAUACCCAUGUAGGAUCAAUCUUUGGUUAUUUUACCGACAGUUCGCUUCCACUUUUUUUACUUUGCCAUUUAUAUUGGUUUCCCAUACUCCGCCAGUGAACAGAAUCUUGAUGCACUGUGAAUAUGUCCAGCAAAGCUUUAUUUGUCUUGUGCAGGAACCUCUGGAGUAGUUAUGAAUUGUUUGAAACAAAGAAAUUCCACACUAUACCAAUCUUUUUUCUGGUCAUUAGCUUGUGCGUGUUAGUGUUGUAUCUUUGUUAUAUUCAGAAUGAAAUUGCGGAAGUUUAUGAUGUC